Molecule: messenger RNA, 1499 nt
Organism: Purpureocillium takamizusanense
Lineage: Eukaryota; Fungi; Ascomycota; Sordariomycetes; Hypocreales; Ophiocordycipitaceae
Product: Protein-serine/threonine phosphatase
Exons: 3
Coding region: 108-1256 (382 amino acids)
Source: RefSeq, a predicted model, not a curated record
ACCACCUCCCAGCGCCGACCUCUCGAUGGGUCAAGCCGCCGGCCGCAGCUCAGCUUGCCCGCGAACGAGGCCGCGGUCAUCGACCCAAGAGGUCUUCGCAGGUGCCUAUGGGUGGAAUGCGCCCGUCACACCUCGCAUCGCUGGCGGCCAUCUCGAGAGCACUUUCGCGACAGCCGCGCCGCGUCUCGGACCCGUUGCGGCGGGGCCUCCGUGACAGCCGGAGCCACACCUCCUCCGAAUCGUCGCCGCCGCCGCCGCCGACUGCGAGGCUGCCCUUUCGAUUCGAGACGGGCGUCGGCCUGUUUGCAAAGCGCGCGCCAAGGCCGUUUCCUCCACCGUUCCUGUCGCCCCCGUCCGGGUCCUUCUCCGACCCCCUGAGCACCCAUCACCAGAGCCGAGAUCGGCGCGCCUUUGUCAACGGGGAGCUUAUUCGUGGGCUCACAAACGGCGACGAUGCCGUGUACGCGAGCGACUUUUUCGUGUGUGCGAAUGAUGGGGUAGGGGCUUGGGCGACUCGUCCCCGUGGUCAUGCUGGCCUCUGGUCGCGGUUAAUACUGCACUAUUGGGCCGGCGCCAUUGAAGAUGACCUAGCCAAGGAGCACGACAAGCCGGACCCUAUCGGGACACUGCAGACGGCCUACGAACGAACGUUGGACGCGACGGUACCCCACGACUGGCAGGGUACAACGACGGCGUGCGGGGCCCAGCUACACUACAGAAUGCCCCCGGAGACUGUCGGGGGUGGCCCGACGCCUUUCCUGUACGUCACGAACCUGGGGGACUGCCAGGUCAUGGUGGUCCGGCCUCGACGAAAAGAAGUCAUCUACAAGACGAAGGAGCAAUGGCACUGGUUCGACUGCCCGCGCCAGCUCGGAACCAACAGCCUCGAUACGCCAAUGGAACAAGCUGUAAUGGACUCAAUGGACAUCGAGGUGGGGGAUGUUGUUUUGGCCAUGAGCGAUGGCGUCAUUGACAAUCUCUGGGAGCAUGAGAUAGUCGAGUCGCUCGUCACAAGCAUCGGCGAAUGGGAGUCGGGGAAAGGCGCGCAUGCGCAUGAAGACCGCACCGGCGGCCGUAACGGGGGUAUGAGUGCGGCAGCAAAGGACCUUGUCGCCGCCGCACGAGAUGUGGCUAUGGAUCCGUUUGCCGAGAGCCCCUUCAUGGAACGCGCCAUCGAGGAAGGUCUCGCGAGCGAGGGAGGCAAGCUAGAUGACAUCAGCGUCGUUGCGGCUCUAUGUAUACAGAACGAGCUUUAACCGGGAAGACCAUGGGUGGCAUGGCCCGAGGCGUACCGCGCAGUUUGUUGCUGUGAGUUCUCGGGACCAUGGCCCAUACCACGUACCUAUUGUUACUGGGCGACCAUGGCGUUCGGCUAAGUACAGCGUGCGAAUUCUCAACAUACUAUUAUAAGGCAUAUAUGACACCGUAGGCUUUGGGCUUUCCUUCCCCUUCAUUCCACGUGCGAGGCAACUAUGCACGAGCAAUCCAAUGUUUGCGAC